Molecule: messenger RNA, 501 nt
Organism: Coprinopsis cinerea okayama7#130
Lineage: Eukaryota; Fungi; Basidiomycota; Agaricomycetes; Agaricales; Psathyrellaceae
Exons: 2
Coding region: 1-501 (166 amino acids)
Source: RefSeq, a predicted model, not a curated record
AUGCCUACCAUCCCCAAAAGACUCCCGGCCCCCCUCUUCCGUCACAUCGAGCCACUGGAGGCGGCCAUCGCCCUUAGGGUGCUACUCACACAACUCAGACCUAACGAAAACUCUCCAGAAUUGAUAGAAGCGAAACUCACCGCAAUCCGGGACAGCGCACCGGAUUUAGAUAUGAGGAAAGCAGCAGCAGCCUUAUUUCCAGGAGAAAUCGACGAGAUCGCCUCCCAGCUAGUAACCGCCGAUAAUCCGGAGGAAAGAGCUCGCCUGGAGGGUAUCAUCGAGUCGAGGGUCUGGUUCAGGCGGUGGAUGGACGCCGCACGAAUUCACAGGAAGACGGCACCACACUCAGAUCCAAUCGCUGCCCAGACGGUGAACCGAUUUGCCACUUCCAAGCUGAAAAAGAUAGAAGAAAUGCUCGCCAACGUAACCAAAGAAGACGAAGCAUUACAAGCGGCGAAGGUCACAUUGGAGACAGUCAUAGAUCUUGGGGAACAAUCGUAG